Molecule: messenger RNA, 666 nt
Organism: Spodoptera exigua (beet armyworm)
Lineage: Eukaryota; Metazoa; Arthropoda; Insecta; Lepidoptera; Noctuidae
Source: the annotation of a GenBank genome assembly
AUGCUCGACCGGAGUGAUACCACGGCCUCACAGAGCACCGGCGUGAAACAAACACAGCGUUGUGUUACGCCGUGCCUUAUUGCCCAUAGGUUAGGUAUUUAUGGAAAACGAAAUAAAUACAAUUUGGACUGUAGAACGUUAAUGAAUAAGGCAAUGUGGGACGAGCAUAAGUUAACGAUAAUACAGACAACCCAGCCACGCGUUGCUGAGGCUAAGGUCGGCAAACGAGCAGACGUAUUACCCGAUGAUGAUAGUGCGAGUGUGGUGCGAGAGCGGUGCCGGUUGGGCGCCGACUCACGUACCGGUGACUCCGCACACAAGCUGCCGCGAUGUCCUGGAAUGCUGUCGGGAACCAGGAGACGAGCCCUGCUUGCUGUUCAGCGUGCACCCUCAGCAUGGAGACAAUCGGAAAACGGAUCGGAAACACGGGCCCGGCUCGGGGUGGAAUAUCGGAAACUUCUGGAAACGACUUCAAUUCAUGUUUUACGAGACAACGAGUUGCCACUAGAAGUGGCUUCAGCCUUAGGACCCGAUGUCCAGUUCGUCCUGAAGUAUAUCGACGAUGACACCAUAAAACUGCCAGCCGAGGAGUGCCAAUCGAAUUAUCAGUUUCGUGCUGUGAACAUUUCAUUAGUCCGACCCGGUGACUGUCGCCUUAGCCCCUAA